AUGGUAUUGAUAGAGGGGCGCAUCCCCCACCAGAUAAUUAAAGAAGAAAAUGUUGGAAAUUUAGCAAAAGAAGCAAUCGAAGAAACGCUCACCUACACUUCCAAUCUAACCAACCUGAGUUACAUCUUCACCACAUUUCCGCAUGGUUUCCAGAACCAUUGUAAAACAGACAACGUAACUAGCUCCGGCUCAGCUUUUUGUACGGAAAGAAACUCAAUCUUACUGGAAAUCUGGAAUGAAAAAAUGCUUGAAGACUGUGCGAAUUUCUUUCCUAAUUUUGCAUUAUGUUUUAACAGAAGUAUCCUAUCUAGAGUUUUGAUAAAUGCAGUUUUAGAACCAGAAAAUAACAAGUGGUACUGGAAGAGUAAUGGAGUUUCCGUAAAUUUUAGUUUGUUUGCACCAAAUAUUGAAAUAGUGGGAACAAGUAAUUUAACAGCUUUUUUAAAAAAAGAUGGCAACACGUUCAUAUUUCAAGCUAAAAGCUCUACUACUCCAUGGCCAGUUAUCUGCAUGAGAAACAAGACAGAUGAUGUUGCAACACGGGCACCACCACUGACACCACUACCAGCAUCAUCCACAACACCAUCACUACUCACCACAGAAUUGCUUCCAAAACCAUCAAUCAGUAUUUCAACUACAACAGCUUUUAAUCGUAACAACAACAACACUGACAACAACAACAGUUCCAAAACCUCUAGCGUCGUUGGGGCUCUACUUGGCGUCGCUCUCUUCGUCAUAUUGGUUUUAACCAUUGGCAUCGCAAUCAAAUGCUACAUCAAAAAGCAGUCGAUGCUGCAAGAACAGGGCGCUUAUGCUGACUUUAAGUUCGUGAAUGUUUCUCUCGAAACCCAGUCACAACAGCAGCAACCACAACAACCACAGCAGCAACAAUCAGAACUAGAAAAACAACGACAAAGAAGAUUGUCCAACUGCUACGAUGCCAUCUAUGACGUCCUAGAUCCCCAACAACCGGAAGAGGUUUCAGUCAAGCCGGACAUAAUCAUCGAUCACGUCUACGAGAAUUCAGAAGGUCGUGAUACCUAUAAAAAAGCAAAAGAUGUUGAGAAGGAGAGAGUUGUUGAAGAAGAGAGAGAUGCUGAGAAAGAGGGAAGUAUUGAGAGAGUGGAGAAUAUUGGGAAGGAGUUCAUUGACGUAUUAAACUCAGCCAGGGUUAAAAUUUUUCGUAACCUGUUCAGAAAAUCACUACGUAGACUCUCCACAUUGUAG
Messenger RNA from Helobdella robusta, 1227 nucleotides. RefSeq lists its product as hypothetical. The transcript is spliced from 7 exons. Bases 1 to 1227 code for a protein of 408 amino acids. The record is from RefSeq and is a predicted model, not a curated record. Lineage: Eukaryota; Metazoa; Annelida; Clitellata; Rhynchobdellida; Glossiphoniidae.